This is a messenger RNA of Egretta garzetta (little egret), 1709 nucleotides long. It is a transcript of the gene SHTN1, whose product is annotated as shootin 1. The transcript has 14 exons. NCBI's taxonomy places the organism in Eukaryota, Metazoa, Chordata, Aves, Pelecaniformes, Ardeidae. The coding region runs from base 9 to 1709 and encodes 566 amino acids. The record is from RefSeq and is a predicted model, not a curated record.
UUUCUCACAUGGUUAUUGAGGAAGUAAACUGUAUUCAGAACCAUCUUGAAAUUGAGAAGACGUGCCGUGAAAGUGCUGAGGCUUUGGCUUCUAAGCUGAACAAAGAAAAUAAGACCUUGAAAAGAAUUAGUAUGCUUUAUAUGGCAAAACUGGGGCCAGAAAUCAUCACUGAAGAGAUUAACAUUGAUGAAGAUGAUUCAUCCACAGAUACAGAAGCUAACUCUGGAUCAUGCAAUUCUAUGCACUGUCAGCAGCAAAUAAAAGAGCUGCGAGAUCAAAUCAUAUCUGUUCAUGAGGAAAAGAAGACCUUAACCAUUGAACUGGAAAACCUGAGGUGCAAACUUGUGGAAGUAAUUGAAGAAGUGAAUAAAGUGAAAGAAGAAAAGGCUGUUUUGACAACAGAAGUUAAUAAGCAGCAAAAACUGUUGGAGAAAUGUAACAGAGUGUCUGUGCUGGCAGUAGAGGAAUAUGAAGAGCUUCAUGUAAACUUCGAACUGGAAAAGAACCUGCGGAAGAAAGCAGAGUCGUUUGCACAAGAGAUGUUUAUUGAACAAAACAAGAUGAAAAGGCAAAGUCAAUUGCUUCUGCAAAAUUCUGCUCCUGAUCAACAGCUUUUGAAGGCUUUGGAUGACAAUGCUAAGCUAACCCACACGUUAGAGGAAGAGAGGCUUCAACACCAACAAAAGGUGAAAGAAUUGGAAGAGCAGCUAGAAAAUCAAGCUCUGCAUAAGGAGAUUAGUCGUCUUAAACAGCAACUAGAACUUUUGGAAGAAGAUAAAAAGGAACUAGAGCUUAAGUGUCAGAACGCAGAAGAAAAAGCUAAAGACCUAAAGCAUUCAGUUGAUGAACUUCAAAAACGAAUACAGCAGUCUGAAAAUCCUGUACCGCCUCCUCCACCGCCACCCCCUCCUCCUCUUCCUCCUCCCCCUCCUCCUAACCCUAUACGGUCUCUCAUGUCAAUGAUUCGCAAGAGAUCUCACUCCAACACCAAUGUGAGCAAGAAGGAGAAACCUCCUCAGCAGGAGCCAGGUGAAGAAGUUACGGAUCUGAAGAGGCAAGCUGUUGAAGAAAUGAUGGACAGAAUUAAAAAGGGAGUUCAUCUGAGACCAGUCAACCAAUCAAGCAGACCUAAAACAAAGCCAGAAACACCAAAGCCCUCUGAAAGUGCAAUGAAAGAAUUAAAAGGGAUUCUGGAAACGCUGAACAAAUCCACUAGUUCCCGAAGCUUGAAGUCCCUUGAAACAGACAGCAGCGAAACAGAGCUGGAACGAGUUCUGCGACGCCGGAAAGUGACCACUGACCAGGACAGUGGCAGUCCCACUGGAACCUUGGCCACAUCAGAAUCAAAAUCUCUGCCUGUGCUAGGUUCGGGAGCCAGUGCCGCACAAACAGCGUUGAACAAGAAAGACCUGGAGACAGAAUUCAGUUCCAAAGCACCUGACUCAGGUCCCGACUCUAACCAGCCUAGGGGUGUCACGGGCUCCAAGCCUACGUUACAAUCAACUAGUCAUCCAGAAUUUACAAGAAAAGCUUCUAGCAGUGAAAAAGAGACAGAAUCCAUUGUAGUUUUAGAUCCUGUUUCCACCAGCGGGGAUCAGUCGUCUGAAAACACGCUGAAUCAGAACAAAAUGAAGGAAGAAAAAAGGAAGCCGCUGCAUAAAGAAACUAACGCUGAGAAAAUAAAAGAAACAGACAGUUCUAACUGUUAG